Messenger RNA from Lepidothrix coronata (blue-crowned manakin), 3068 nucleotides. RefSeq names its product potassium channel tetramerization domain containing 21 (gene KCTD21). Gene Ontology annotation, molecular function: cullin family protein binding; histone deacetylase binding. NCBI's taxonomy places the organism in Eukaryota, Metazoa, Chordata, Aves, Passeriformes, Pipridae. The transcript has 2 exons. The record is from RefSeq and is a predicted model, not a curated record. Gene Ontology annotation, biological process: protein homooligomerization; ubiquitin-dependent protein catabolic process. The coding region runs from base 256 to 1038 and encodes 260 amino acids.
UGGUCACAAAGUCCCCCGUGCCAGCUUCGGGGUGAGCGGCCUUUCCCCAAACGCCUGCUGGAAAUUUCCAGAGACAUCACAGCAGUCCCGAAACAAAAAGCUGCUGUGCCUCCCCGCAGGCGCUGCAUUUUGGGAUCUAUUGCUCCUGGCAGACACGCCAUGCUCUGCUUCACCGACCGAAUUUUAAGCUUCUAAAUGCUGCAUUAUUGGAGGGGUUGAUAUUAAAGUUAGUCCCAACAUCGUGACUUUUCCACCAUGUCAGAACCUAUCACGCUCAAUGUUGGAGGAAAACUCUAUACCACCUCUCUGUCCACUCUGACUAGCUUUCCAGACUCCAUGCUGGGGGCCAUGUUUAGUGGGAAGAUACCAACCAAGAAGGACAGCCAAGGCAACUGCUUUAUUGACAGAGAUGGCAAAAUCUUCCGCUAUAUCUUGAACUUCCUACGAACUUCUCACUUGGACCUCCCCGAAGACUUUCAGGAAAUGGGCUUACUUCGACGGGAGGUGGAUUUUUAUCAAAUUCAGCCGCUGAUUGAGGCCUUGCAGGAAAAGGAAGUAGAGCUUUCUAAAGCAGAGAAAAACGCCAUGCUCAACAUAACCCUUGAUCAGAAGACCCAAACCGUUCACUUCACUGUCCGAGAAGCACCCCAGAUUUACAGCCUGUCUUCCUCCAACAUGGAAGUGUUUAGUGCUCAUAUCUUCUCUACAUCAUGCCUGUUCCUGAAGCUUCUGGGUUCCAAACUUUACUAUUGCUUCAACGGAAACCUUUCUUCAAUAUCCAGCUACCUGCAGGACCCCAACCACUUGACCUUAGAUUGGGUGGCAAGUGUGGAAGGCCUUCCUGAAGAGGAGUACACCAGGCAGAACUUGAAGAGACUCUGGGUGGUGCCAGAUAAUAAGCAAAUCAAUAGCUUCCAGGUGUUUGUGGAAGAAGUGCUGAAAAUAGCCAUGAGUGAUGGUUUCUGCAUAGAUUCUUCUCAUCCACAUACUUCAGAUUUCAUGAAUAAUAAGAUUAUUCGCCUAAUUCGGUAUAAGUAGGAAUGGCUGUUUAUUGCGGUGCAGGAAGCAUGGAGAUAACACAGGUUUAGUGUUUCCCUUUAAAACACACUUACAGCCUAAUUCAGAAUCAUGCUUAUCUGGAUUAAGAGUCACUAACAAGGAGAUGAUUUUCCUUUAAUGUACUUACCAAUACGACCUUUCAGAAUAUGUCCAUAUUCUAGAUGGAAGCAAUAUUGUCUAGCGCCUGAAUUAAGGACUGGUUCUGUCUCUGCUGCCCCCUCUGACCUGCUGUACAGUUGUGGGGAAAAUCACCAAACUUCUCUCCUUUCUACUUUUCCCAGAAAAUGGAAGUGAUCCCUAGCCUAUGUUGCAAGGGGAUGUGAGGGUUCAGUAAUCAAGGUUUGGAAUGUAUCUGGAGAACAGAUGUGAUGAAAGAUGCCAUGGAGCUGCAGUGCAGCAGACAGCCCUAGGACCGAAUUUUCCAUGUCUUGUUGUAUCACCUGUGUGGAGUAUCCAAGAAGCUUGAUUGAAUCCACAGAUAAGAAGCCUCCCACGUGCACUCAAUACAGCUGUAAAGGAUGGUGCAAACUGCAAAUAAGUAAGGGAUCCCAUCUCCCUGGGUUCAACAAAGGACUUCUCUCACCAUCUGAAGUUACCUUGUGUUUUUUUUCUGAACCCUGUGAGGAAGCCCCUGCUUUAUUCUGCUUUCGGGGAAGCCAUGUUGGAAUAAUGUGACUGGCAUGGAGAACAACCAAGGAAGCCAUAGAAGAGAGAAUGGUGUUCUUACAAACAAAGAAGAUUAAACUUUUACAUUCCAAAGGCAUCCAAGACACCUAGUCCUUUUCUUUCUCUUGUAGUGUUAAUAUUUGUCUGGAGGAUGCUGCUGAAACUUUCUGAGAUGAAGAUUUUGGGGCAGAGGCCCCCAAAUGUCUUCUAAGCAUUUGAGCCUCUUCUGGCCUUCUUUUGGGCACAUCUCCCUUCAACAGUGCCUGGAGCGCAUCACAUGCUCUCUGGAUAGGAUGGAUUCCAUUUGAAAAGACAACAUUCUCAUCAGGUUACACCUAGUAUUUUUCAUUACAAAAACAGAGGCUCACUUUUCCUAUUCUAGUACAUUGAGCCUUUUUUUUUUUUAACAUCCGUGUGAAAUGGUCAGGUCACUAAAUAGCAUUUUCCUCACUUGCUUGGCUUCAGUGUCAGGUUGCCAUAGGUAAGGCAGUGGGAAUCCAGAGGUGACGACAAUGGUCACGUACACGCCUGGUCUGUGCUGUAAUGAAGAUUAUAAUUCAGUAGCUGCAUAUUGUCUCUAAACAUCAUUUGUGCCACAUUCAAAAUGGUUCUUUCUCAGCUAAUUAUGUUUAAAAGUAUCUUAACUGUAUUUCCCUAGCCAGAUGGCUAUGAGUACAUUAGAGACCCUCUGGAACAUUUUCUGGUGUCUUUAAUGAGAUAAAAGGGAAAAUGCAAUAACCAAGUUUUGCAUUUAGAAUUUUAGCACUUCCAAAGGUUCUUAGCACAGGGCUGCAAAGCUCUGUAUUACUCAUGUUCUUGUUUCCCAAAGUAACUAGUCUGUCAUUACAUUAAGCUGACCUGUGAACAAGCAUAAAGAAACUCUUUUUCUUGUAAAAAACAGUGAGAUCAGUAUAUUUCUACUGUCCCAAGCUGUAACUGCAUGAACAACACAAAUCAGCAUGCUGAUGGGAAAAAUGCACAUUCUGCAGCUCUUGUCAGCCUGUUACAGACCACUACCCUUUGUCUGACCUGUUGCUAAACCAGCAUGAUAUACGUGGGACCAUGUUGCCAGAAAGUACUUACUGGGCUUGCAGCCCUCAGAACCAUUAAACCUGGCAAAUACUGUGAAUUUUAAGGACUGCAGACAGGAUUUUGUGGCCAGAUUCUGGCUUGAGUCACCAUAUUUAUCUAGCUUUAGUUGCAUAAGGAAGAACUUUUUUUCCCCCUCAUCCGUGUCCUGAAUUAUAAAGCAUGUGUUUGCCACUCAGCUGGACAUUCACAGAGAUGACUGUGCUGUUAAUAUGAUUAUGAUCUGUAAAAUGAACCCUCCUUGAUCAAAUCUA